Molecule: messenger RNA, 930 nt
Organism: Dama dama (fallow deer)
Lineage: Eukaryota; Metazoa; Chordata; Mammalia; Artiodactyla; Cervidae
Product: olfactory receptor 1361-like
Exons: 1
Coding region: 1-930 (309 amino acids)
Biological process (GO): G protein-coupled receptor signaling pathway
Cellular component (GO): membrane
Molecular function (GO): olfactory receptor activity; G protein-coupled receptor activity
Source: RefSeq, a predicted model, not a curated record
AUGAACUGCAGCAAGAACCCUGACUUUGUCCUCUCAGGGCUCUCCAGGGACCCAGACAAACCACAGCUCCUCUUUGCUCUCCUCCUGGCCCUCUACUUGCUGAGUGUCUCAGGAAACGCGCUACUGCUGCUGGCUAUCGGAGCUGACCUCCACCUCCACACCCCCAUGUAUUUCUUCCUCAGCCAGCUCUCCCUGGUCGACCUCUGCUCCACUACCACCACCGCCCCCAAAAUGCUGGAGACUUUGUGGACCAGUAAUGGAUCUAUCUCCUUCUCUGAGUGCCUGGCCCAGUUAUAUUUCUUUGCAGUUUUUGCUAAUAUGGACAACCUGCUUUUGACUGCCAUGGCUAUCGACCGCUACGCUGCCAUCUGCCAUCCUCUGCACUAUCCACUCCUGAUGACUCCUUGCAGAUGUGGGCUGCUGGUGGGUGGGUCAUGGGGAGUGGCCCACUCUGACUCUUUGAUCCAAACCUUGAUGCUAACCCGACUAUCAUUCUAUACUAAUCUAGAGAUUCCUCACUUUUUUUGUGAUUUCAAACCUCUCUUAAAGUUUUCCUGCUCUGAUACGCACCUCAAUGAGGACCUGAUGAUCGUUCUGACAGGACUCUUAGGAAUCAGCCCUCUCUUCUGCAUCAUAAGCUCCUACGCCCAUAUUUUCCUUGCUGUAGCUCGGAUCCCAUCAACACAGGGGAAAAAGAAAGCCCUGGCCACAUGCAGCUCCCACCUCUCCAUGGUCAUCCUCUUCUACAGCUCGGUCUUUGCCACCUACCUGAAGUCCCCGUCAGCUUCCCAUGGCUCUGGGGAGCUGGGUGCUGCUCUCAUGUAUGCCCUGGUAACCCCCACUCUCAAUCCUUUCAUUUAUAGUCUAAGAAAUAAGGAAGUGAAGAGUUCCCUGGAAAGGAUUCUGAGUAUGAAGAGUUCUUGGGGUUAA